Poeciliopsis prolifica (blackstripe livebearer) is the source of this 2490-nucleotide messenger RNA. RefSeq names its product RAB5A, member RAS oncogene family, b (gene rab5ab). Bases 464 to 1114 code for a protein of 216 amino acids. The transcript is spliced from 6 exons. Gene Ontology annotation, molecular function: GTP binding; GTPase activity. The record is from RefSeq and is a predicted model, not a curated record. Lineage: Eukaryota; Metazoa; Chordata; Actinopteri; Cyprinodontiformes; Poeciliidae.
CUUGAACUACCUGUAGUUGUUAUUUGUUUUUAUUAACUCUCUCAUUUUUUUAUUUUUAUUUUUUUAUUUAUUUAUUUUUUUAUUUUUUGUGGUUGUUGUUGCUGGAAUGAAUCUUUUUAUUUAAAAUGUGGAUAAAUGUGAACACUUGAUUGGUCCGGGCCGCUGACACGCAGGCGGAUUGUCAGUUGUAGUCAUACGAUCUGUCAUCAUCCUUCGUACAAUGCGAAAAGGGAAGUUGAAAGAAGUGGGAGAGGGACGCCGCGGAGCCAUACGAAAUCUACCGAUUCAGUACUCGUCCGGAUCGUCGGCCCACUGUGAAGAGACUCUGAAGCGCUGCGUAUAAAUCGGCCCGGAGACAACACCCCCCUCCCCAUUAUCCAGGCUGUCCUUCUUUUCUUUUUGGUGUUAUUAAAGGUUUUUACCACCACAUCAGCGCUCAGAACAAGAGACCACACAGAGUGACAUGGCAAGUAGAGGUGGAGCCACGCGACCCAAUGGACCUAACGCCGGCAACAAGAUCUGCCAGUUCAAACUCGUGCUUCUAGGGGAGUCAGCGGUGGGAAAGUCAAGUCUCGUACUUCGAUUUGUCAAGGGUCAGUUUCACGAAUUCCAAGAGAGCACAAUUGGAGCUGCCUUCCUGACUCAGACAGUAUGUUUGGACGACACAACAGUCAAAUUUGAAAUCUGGGACACAGCUGGUCAGGAGCGCUACCACAGUCUGGCUCCUAUGUACUACAGAGGCGCCCAGGCAGCCAUUGUGGUUUAUGAUAUCACAAAUGAGGAGUCAUUUGUACGAGCGAAGAACUGGGUCAAAGAGCUCCAGAGACAAGCCAGUCCAAACAUUGUAAUAGCCCUGGCUGGGAACAAGGCCGACCUUGCUAGCAAGAGAGCUCUGGACUACCAGGAUGCACAGUCAUACGCAGAUGACAACAGUUUGCUCUUCAUGGAAACUUCAGCAAAAACCUCCAUGAACGUGAACGAGAUUUUUAUGGCCAUCGCCAAGAAACUUCCGAAGAACGAGCCGCAGGCCGCCGGAACCAGCAGCGGACGGAACCGGGGCGUGGACCUGACGGAGUCGGCUCAGCCCAGCAGCCGCCCCUGCUGCAGUAACUAACCCGGGUCCUCCUCUUCGUCCUUCUCCUCCUCCUCCUCUUCCUCCCGGCUCCACCCAACAGCAUCUGGAACGUCCGACCCGUUUGGUUUCCAGAUGUGCGACCCGCUCUUCACCCUCACCUUCCUGAAUUAGCUAAAAGACUCUGUAUAGCUGCAUUUCUAAUACCUUUUGUUUUGUUUUUUGUUGAUGUUCUUUUUUUUUUUGUUUGUUUUUUAACUUUUUUUAAGAAGUGUAUAUCAGUAUAACGGAUGCAUGUAUCACUACAACUCCUAAAGAAAAAAACAAAACACAUUUUUAUCUUUUAUUCAGUUUAAAGACUAACUUCCCUUUUCAGAAAGACGAGAAAGCGAGAUACCUGUGAAUGUGUGUGAGAGGGUUAGUUUCACUAUAGUAGUCUGUUUUUUUUUUUUGUUUUUUUUUGUUUUGUUUUUUUUUUUUUUUUGAAUAUCCUAGAAAAAUCAAAUUGUUCCCAUGUUGCUCCACUCCACUGACUGUUUGUUUGGAGCAGCAGUUGAGUUGCCAGGAAAGGAUCCAGCAGCUCUUCCCAGGAACAAAUCUUCAUCCGAGAUCCAAGUCUUCUUCUGGGAGAUCCGGGGUAAAGCGCUGUCCAACUUUAACACAAAGUUUAAAAGAAUAAAAAACAUAAAUCGGGAAACUUCACUUUGUUGCUCAUAUUAAUGACAGAAAAAAAAUUUAAGUGUUAAAUCUACUCUGAGGCCAGUAGUCAACCUCCAUCAAUCUAAGUCUGUGUUAAAAAUAAAUAAAAAAAUGGAAAAAAACAAAAGAAAACUGAUAUACUCUAAUGUUUCAUAGGGUGCAAUGUCGUCUUCUUCCUUUAUUUCAGCUCGUCUGGAAGUUUAUUUAGAGACUCCGAACAAUUGUACAGUUGAAUAUUUUGCCAAUCCCUCUCUUAUGUUUCCUCUUCAAGCUCCAUGUUUUUACAGAAGCUGGUCAGAUGUUAGGCAGUGAUGGUCUCUUUAGAUAUAUGUAGUGUUAUUAACAAAAUCUCUCUGGUGUCUUGUCACUUUCUCUUUUUUUUUUCCUAUUAUUAUUAUUAUUUUAAAUAAUUUUUUUUUCUUUCUUUUCCAAAAAAGAAAAACAAAGAGAGAAAAGGUCCAUGGUGGUGUUUGAAAGGAACUUCUUUUAUUGCAUUGCACAGUGUUGAUCAUGUUUUAAUUAUUGAUAACUGCCCUUGGGUUUUUAUAUGAUGGACUGUAUUGGAUUUGCUAACCUUUCGACUGCGGGCGGGGAGCGUAUUUAAUCUUAACUGGUGGUCUCUCUUGCAGCUCAAUGAAUUUAAUGAUGUAAAAACAGCAUUACUAGUGAUGGGCUGAUCCGUUUUGAGUGUCUGAAUCUUAAUAAAUCCAAUAAAAUGG